Molecule: messenger RNA, 3329 nt
Organism: Macadamia integrifolia
Lineage: Eukaryota; Viridiplantae; Streptophyta; Magnoliopsida; Proteales; Proteaceae
Exons: 1
Coding region: 509-2914 (801 amino acids)
Cellular component (GO): plasma membrane
Molecular function (GO): calcium ion binding; protein binding
Source: RefSeq, a predicted model, not a curated record
AUGUGAUAUGCUCUUCGGUCGGACUUGGGAAGUUGGAAGUUGGAAGUUGGGACUUCACAGCCCCACCGUCCCCCACCACCGGACCCGCCGCCGGAAUCUCAUUCGCUCACCACCACCACCACUGGCACCAACACCUUUGAAGCAUUUGAUCUCCAUCAUCUCACGCUUCCCCGUCUCUCUCUCUCUCUCUCUCUCUCCUCUUUAUCUUUCUAUCUACUUCUCUUCCUCAUAAGUGGAACUAUCUAAUUUUAAUCUCUCUAACUUCCAACUAAACCAGACCCUAAAUCAUGACCCCAACAAACGAUUAGCUCAUUAAGAUUACUGAGACGCUGUGGAAGAACCCAUAUGAUAUAACCUCUACUGCUCUGCUGGUUCUGGGCCCCUUACUCUGUAGAAGUAGAACCAACAAAAGUUCCAAAUGCCUUCCUUUAUCUCCAGUGUCUAGUUGGGACUUAGGCGCUUGGAGAGCUGAACCGACGCUGCUACAGUAAAGAACAGCCCAUGAAAGAUGGCUACCAGGGGGAGCAGAACCGAAAAAGUGAAGAGAAUCUUCCAGCAAUUCGAUGUGGACAAAGAUGGAGGUCUUAACAGGGAAGAAAUGGCCGCGCUCGUCGUCGCUGUUAACCCUAGGGUUAAGUUCAGUGACGAGCAGAUCAGUGCCAUCCUCGACGAGGUCUUCCGUACUUAUGGUGAGUUUAUCGAUGGUGAAAAGGGUCUUAGCUAUGGGGGCCUUCUUCGUACCUACGAUGAUGGUGCUGGGGAUGUGGAUCGGGACUUUGAUGCGCUCGGUCUCGAGCUCAAUUCUGACUCUGACAAAGCUAUGGAUAUGGGUUCUGAGGCAUCUUCCUCCUCGAUUGCCGACGAGAGGGUGGAGCCUCACAAGAAGCAGACGACCGCUGCCUGGGCGGCUUCCCCGAAUCAUGGGGUCGUCUUCGAUGAUACGUGGAAGCUCAUCGAUGAUUUGGAGAUUCUGGUGAAGAGGCUCAAAGCGAAGCAGGCCAAGGAUGGGAUGAUGAAGGGGGAUAGCGUUGAUGUCUACUCCGAUGCCGGCUGGUCCACGGAAUUGGGACCUUCUUCGGACCUUUCGGAGAGAAGGGUCUUCUGGGACGAGUCCGGCCAUGACUAUGCCGCGUUUGUGAAGGAGUUGGGUGUUUUGAGAAGCAGAGCGGAUGGCGCGAGGUCCAGAGAAGAAGCUUUCGAUGGGCACAAGGCGAUCGGUCGGGUCUUGUACGACCACCAACUGUUCAAGGAAGCUCUUGUGAGCUUCAAGCGGGCUUGCGAGCUUCAGCCGACCGAUGUCAGGCCACAUUUCAGGGCUGGUAACUGUUUGUACGUUCUCGGGAGACACACAGAGGCCAAAGAUGAGUUCCUGUUGGCACUUGAGGCUGCCGAGGGCGGUGGGAACCAAUUGUCUUACCUUCUUCCCCAAAUUCAUGUUAAUCUUGGGAUUUCCCUCGAAGGCGAAGGUAUGGUUUUAAGUGCUUGCGAGCAUUACAGGGAAGCUGCAAUCUUUUGUCCCACCCACUUCAGGGCUUUGAAGCUUCUUGGCAGUGCGCUGUUUGGGGUGGGAGAGUAUAGGGCGGCCGAGAAGGCACUGGAGGAGGCCAUUUUCUUGAAACCGGACUACGCAGAUGCACAUUGUGAUCUUGGUUCGGCUUUGCAUGCUAUGGGAGAGGAUGAGAGGGCAAUUCAGGAGUUUCAGAAGGCCAUAGAUUUAAAGCCUGGGCAUGUGGAUGCUUUGUAUAAUCUGGGAGGGCUUUAUAUGGAUAUAGGCAGGUAUCAGAGAGCUUCAGAGAUGUAUACCAGGGUUCUGGCUGUCUGGCCUAACCAUUGGAAGGCACAGCUUAACAAGGCUGUGUCUUUGUUGGGAACCAAUGAAGCUGAAGAAGCCAGGAAAGCACUAAAAGAAGCUUUCAAGAUGACAAAGAGAGUUGAAUUACAUGACGCUAUUGUUCAUUUGAAGCAGUUGCAGAGGAAGAAGCUCAAGGGUAAUGGUGGUACUGAAGGAGAGAGCGCAUACAUUGUAGUGGAUCCAUCAAAGUUUAAGAAAGUGGGAAGGAAGACUACCCUGAGACAAGACUUGGUCAGUGCUCUUGAAAUCAGGGCUUUCCAGAGGCUCACCAGGUUGAAUCGUUGUGACGUUGAACUUUUGAAGAAAGAAAUGAAUGAAACAGAAGUUCCAAUUUCCUAUUCUGGUAUCGGUAUUCCUGAGAGAUCUAUCCGCAAGGCUACAUUGGAGGAAAUUCUCCGUAGAUUGCUUAAUUUCUUGAAGCCUGAGACCUUCCAAGGAGCGGUCAAAGCUAUCAAUGAGAGGAUUCUUUCUGUGUUGGAUGAUUCAGGCUCUGGUAGGGUGGAUUUGGGCAUGUUCUAUGCUGUUCUUGCUCCCAUUUGUAGUGGCCUUGCUGAAAGACGCAAGAGGGUUGUCUUUGAUUCACUCCUGUGGCGACCUGUGAACGAAGGUGGAGUUUAUAUCAAGAAAGCUGACGCAGUUAAGUACAUCAAAAUGUUGAGAGCUAUCUAUAUUCCUUCCAAUGGGGUCAGUGAACUACUGGAAGUCCAUGGAGAAGCGGAUGUUUCACCAGUUUCCUUCUCAGAGUUCCUAGAGAUGUUUGAUGAUCAAGAUUGGGGUUUUGGAAUAAUGUCUACUCUAAUAAAGCUUGAAACUGGGGACAGAACACGCCAUGGUCGCCAUGCUUGUUCUCUGUGCCGCUACCCUAUAAUUGGGUCUCGUUUCAAGGAGAUGAAACUGCGGUUCAGUUUGUGUAGUCAAUGCUAUUGUGAAGGGAAGGUACCUUCUGGAUUCAAGCAGGAAGAGUAUAAAUUCAAGGAGUAUGGGAGUGAAGGUGAAGCCAUGAAAGAUAAGUGCAUGUUCUUCGGUUUCCAUUCUAAAAGCUCAUCUGAGAAUGAUCAAUGACUUGUUUGAAGUUCAUGUAAUAUUUCCCACUGUGCCAUUGUAUAAUAAAUGUCCUUGGAUGGGGCAACCCUCGUAGAUUUGUGAAGUUAUUAUUCCUUUUCUGGUUCAUCCACACUUGGUGAUUUUGAGCAGAUGGAAAUGAAAUCAUAGAUGUGUAUAAUUUCUGUAAUAGUCAUUCCCUCUGUAUAAGCAUAUUUGAUGCUUCUUCUUAUCAGUUGUGUUUGUCGAUUUGGCUUGAUUGGUUGGCAUUUUUCCUCAUUUUGUUGUUUUACGGAUCUAUGUAGUCAACCCCAUUAAGUUAAGAUGAGAUUGAGUUUUUUGUUGUUGGUUGGCCUUUUUUUCCCGAGAGAUUGAGGUAAAGCAUUUGUAUGAGAAAAAUCUCUCCCUUAUUAAAGAUGUGGUUUCUUUUGUAUUA